Messenger RNA from Cyphomyrmex costatus, 1876 nucleotides. RefSeq names its product BRO1 domain-containing protein BROX. NCBI's taxonomy places the organism in Eukaryota, Metazoa, Arthropoda, Insecta, Hymenoptera, Formicidae. The record is from RefSeq and is a predicted model, not a curated record. The transcript has 7 exons. The coding region runs from base 220 to 1485 and encodes 421 amino acids.
CGCUGCUGCUAGUAGUUGUCAAACUUACAGGCACGUGACGUGCGCGUUUCGUGGAAAGUAGAGUAACUCUAGUGGAAAGUGGAGUAGUUAUUCUAUUGAGCGUGACAGUUGAGACGCUAUUCCGUUUUAUCUUAUCUGUAUCUGUCAAAAAAUACUAAACCCAAGUUGAUUGAAAUCAAAUCGGGACAUUAAAUCGUCCCACAAGAUUGACAACGAACAAUGGCGCACUGGUUUCACCGUAAUGUGUUGAAAGCAACAUGGGCGAAUCAGAAGUUUGAGUUAAAAGUCUCCAAUUCUACGGACGCCACUAGAAAGCUUUGCAGUGACUUAAAGCUGUCAAGAGCCAGACUGCUGGAACUAAUCAGAAAUGCAAAUAAUACCAGUGAUACAAUAGAGCCUGCGUUUCUCAGUUAUCUCAGUUUGUUGUAUGGAUUUUUAUGGGAAGUCAAACCAUCUGAGGAAGAGGCUCAACAUGUUGGCAGACCCAAUCCUAGCAAGCUGAGAAAUGUUUUUGUGUUCAAGUGGACCCACACAUUACUUGGCUGUGGCACAUUUUCCAGCGCUGAUUCUGUUUACGAAGCAGCUAAUAUGAGUGUCAACGUAGGCCUUUGGUUUAUGAAGCAUGCAGCGAUGAUUGCUGCAAAAGAUGACAUAACAAUGAACGAGGCUAAAGAAGUACACAGUAUGCUAAGACGAGCUGCUGGUAUAUUUACCUUUGUACAGACUGAAUUUUUGCCGCAGUUGGAUAAUCCACCACCUUUGGGAAGUGAUUUAGAUCCUCGUGUACUAAACGCAUAUGUUAAUCAAUGCACAGCAGAAGCACAAGAAGUGACAGUGGCUAGAGCGGUAGAGCUCAAACAUAAUUCUAGCUUGAUAUCAGCUUUAGCCAAUGAGACUAGUAAGUUAUUUCUGGAUGCUGCUAAUACUCUUCGUUCAUUUAAGCCAGAAAUAAUCGCUCAGUGGACGAAAUAUUUGGAGCUUAAAUCAGCGUUUUAUCAAUCUUAUGCUUAUAAUUAUUGCGGUGAAAACUUGUUGUCAAUGGAUAAGUGCGGCGAAGCGAUACGAGCAAUGCAGGAAAGCGAUUUAUGUUUAAAAAAAGCGAAAGCGCUCUGUCAAGAAUAUGGGAAAACGAACGGCCCUGCGCCACGCGUUAAACCAGAUCAGCAUGCUGUGUUUAAACGCUUGGCGCCUAUGGUGAAACUUACUCUUGAUAAAUGUAAUCGAGAAAAUGGAUUGAUAUAUCAUCAUACAAUACCCGGCGAAGUUCCAGCCUUGGAUACUAAAGCUACUUACGGCUUAGUCAGUCCGAUCGACUUUCAAAUGCCGUCACCAAAUCCUAUCUGGAAUUUGGGUACAUAUGACGUGUUAGCCGGAGCAGCGGCAGCGAAAGCAGGAAAGGAACAGAAUUUACCGCCAAUUAAAGAAGAGGCGAUUCAUCAAAGUAGCAAGGAGCCGAAAAACGCAAGCGGUUGCACGCUACAAUAAGGCUCUCUAUGCGGAAUGAUAUAGGCCGUAAAUGCUUUUUCUUUUUCUGUCAAGGUGAUAUUAUUUUUAAUUGCAAUAGACAUGUGCCGACGAUCGAAUUAGAUAUACGUGUGCGCGUCGCAUGCACGCAGGUACAAAUCCCGUUGUGUGAAAUGCGUGAAGUAUUAAUAUUGUUAGAUAAAAAAAAGAAUACAGGAUAAUUAUCUGUUAUUAAAAUACUGUAAAUGUAUUUCAUUCAGUAUUAAAUAUUGCAUUAUGCAUGGAUAGAUAAACGACUGCAAAAGAGAGAUUAAUCUAGCUUAUCAGUGUACAUCUACUUUGUGUUGCACAUGUCUGAAACUUUCAAACGGGCAUCUUUUACAUUUGUGUUAAUGUUAAAUAACAUAUAUGA